Messenger RNA from Rhizophagus irregularis DAOM 181602=DAOM 197198, 843 nucleotides. The record is from RefSeq and is a predicted model, not a curated record. Lineage: Eukaryota; Fungi; Glomeromycota; Glomeromycetes; Glomerales; Glomeraceae.
AUGGCAAGCAAUUCCGGUAUUAAUGAAGAUAAACAGAUUCAGUGGCUUGAAAAUGGCAUCGUUGAAAAUUAUAUUAAUUACUAUGAUUACAAUGAAUUUAAGGAUUUUCAAUGUAUAGGUUCUGGAGGAUUUAGUAAAGUUUAUCGAGCUACUUUGAAGAAUUCAGAUACUGUCAUUGCAUUAAAAUGUAUUAAAAAUAAUAAUCUUUUUAUAAAAGAAAUUGUUAAUGAGAUAAAAUUAUUGCAAAAAGUCAAUCUUCAUGUUAACAUUAUUAAAUUUUUUGGUAUUACUAAAAAAAAAAAUAAUGAAGAUACAAAUUAUUUACUCAUUCUUGAAUAUGCAGAUAGUGGUACAUUGGGAGAAUUUUUAAAAAAUAAUUUCAGUAGAUUAGAUUGGAAUAUGAAGUUACAGUUUGCUAUCCAAAUUGCUGAUGCAGUAUCAUGUUUACAUGAAAAUGAUAUUAUUCAUUGUGACCUACAUUCAGACAAUAUAUUGGUUCAUCAAAAUAUGCUCAAAUUAGCAGAUUUCGGACAUUCACAUAGAUUGGCUGAAGUGUCAACUCAAAAAGACAUUGUUGGAGUAUUACCUUAUAUUGACCCACAAUUUUUUCAAACACAAACAAGUAAUAAUAAAAGUUAUUGUUAUAAGCCAAAUAAAAAAUCGGAUAUAUACAGUAUCGGCGUACUUUUGUGGGAGAUAUCAUCUGGAUAUAAACCAUUUAAAUCUUAUAAUUCUUACCAAAGGAAUAAAUUAUUAUUGGAAAUAUUAGAUGGAAAAAGAGAAACUCCAAUUCCUAAUACACCAAUUGAUUAUAUUAAUAUUUAUACAAGUAUUAAUGUUUAA